Messenger RNA from Oncorhynchus gorbuscha (pink salmon), 3861 nucleotides. RefSeq names its product ankyrin repeat domain-containing protein 13C-like. The transcript has 13 exons. The record is from RefSeq and is a predicted model, not a curated record. Gene Ontology annotation, cellular component: cytoplasm. Lineage: Eukaryota; Metazoa; Chordata; Actinopteri; Salmoniformes; Salmonidae. The coding region runs from base 819 to 2423 and encodes 534 amino acids. Gene Ontology annotation, molecular function: protein binding.
UUGUUUCUCUCUCAUCAACCGACGCAGUUCAUCUUGAUGAAUCACUUUCUUCUGCUUAUUCUUUGGAGGCAUUAUUUAUUUGCGUUCCAAAACAAAAUUUCUGAAAGCUUGGCAAACAACAAAAAUAUGGCGCGUGUAGAUGACGUAUGUUAAUUCAAGACCCCCAGUAGGCGUCGAAAAAAUUGCCAGAAUCAUGUUUGAGAACAAAUUCUGUAAAUAAUACCUUAUGCUGGUGCUUUUAAAUUGUAUAUAUAUCAUCAUGAAUUUACUACAAUCAUUUUUUUGUGCGUUAAAUAUUUAUUUGUUGUUUCUAAAAAAUAAAAGAUGCUGUUCAACUAAUUAUCGCGAUACCUAAGGAAUGUGGGUUUGAUGCUUUUUAUUCUCGCGCGAUACUACGCGGAAGAUGGCAGAUGGUCUUUUCACCACUGAGGUAUUAAAGAACGCUUUUCAAUCGGAAGGUUUCUAAUCUUGCGAGCAAACGUUAGCAAGCAAACUACCGCACUGCAAGAUGCAAUUGGGACAUUUUGAAACGAGUUUUAUCAAGGAUGUCGCCGAAUAAUUUGUUAUUUUCAUUCUUAAUCGUGUGUUAACGAUCUUGAGAGUAUCUUUUCCAGUUGUUUUGUUUUUACGUGUGUGUUGUUUCUGUUGUAACACCCACAUCCAUUAUAUGGUUAAAAAAACUGCAAUCUAGCUAGCUAGGUUAGGCAAAUAGCUAGCUAUUAAGGUAGCUAUUGCAGCUGUCUUGGACAACCAUAGUCAACAUAAUACAAUAUUCAUCUGAAGUAGCUAGUCUCCUUGCUGGCUAGUAACGUUAAAUCAUGACCGGGGAAAAGAUUCGCACAUUGCGGAAAGACCAUAACAACAAGCCUAGUAAGGAUGGGUCUAUAACGUUAAUGGAAACAUUUGAUGAAUCUACAAAUGGAACAAUAACCUCUCCAACCCCCAACGGUACCGCCAUCACGUACAAAUCAAACAAGAACCAUAACAAGACGGUGAAACCUAUGGCACUGCAGCAGCAGCUAUCGAAUAUCAAUGCAAACAAUACCAAUGCCAAUCAAUCAGUUGGUACUAUCAUCGAUGACUAUAACAAGAAUCCCAUCAUUCUAACCAAUGGUAAUGAGGACUUGAAUUUGGAAUUCCCUGUUCACGAAUGUGUGUUCAGAGGAGAUGUGCGUCGCUUGUCCUCACUCAUUCGGACCCAGAACAUCUCCCAGAAAGAUGUGCAUGGAAACACACCUCUUCACGUAGCUGUGAUGAUGGGUCACAAAGAGUGUGCCCUCCUACUCCUGGCCCAUAAUGCCCCUGUGAAGGUGAAGAAUGCCCAGGGCUGGAGCCCCCUGGCAGAGGCCAUCAGCUAUGGAGACCGACAGAUGAUUACAGCCAUACUGCGAAAGCUGAAGCAGCAGUCCAGAGAGAGUGUGGCGGACAAGAGGCCCAAGCUGCUGAGAGCGCUGAAGGAGCUUGGUGACUUCUACUUUGAGCUUCACUGGGACUUUCAAAGUUGGGUGCCCUUGCUCUCCCGUAUUUUGCCAUCUGAUACCUGCAAGAUCUACAAGCAGGGGAUCAACAUCAGACUGGACACAACUCUGAUAGACUUCUCAGAUAUGAAGUGUCAGAGAGGAGACCUCAGCUUCAUCUUUAACGGAGAUGCUCCGCCCUCCAAGUCCUUCUAUGUCCUGGACAAUGAGCAGAAGGUGUACCAGCGGAUACAUCACGAGGAGUCUGAGAUGGAGACUGAGGAGGAGGUGGACAUCCUGAUGAGCAGUGAUGUCUAUUCUGCCACCCUGUCCACCAAGUCUAUCACCUUCUCCCGCAGUCAGAUCGGCUGGCUCUUCAGGGAGGACAAGACGGAGAGAGUCGGUAACUUCCUGGCUGACUUCUACUCUGUGUACGGCCUGGUGCUGGAGUCCAGGAAGCGCCGGGAGCAUCUGAGUGAGGAGGACGUCCUGAGGAACAAGGCCAUCAUGGAGAGCCUGAGCAAAGGAGCGAACCUGGUGGAGCAGAACUAUGAGCCUCAGAGAAGGCUGUCCCUCACGGCUCCAGACCCCAACACUAUCUCCUGGGAGGAGUACAUUUCUGCAGAGCACGGAAAGGCACCUCAUCUUGGGAGAGAGCUUGUGUGUAAGGAGAGCAAGAAGAACUUCAAAGCGACCGUAGCCAUGAGCCAGGACUUCCCUCUGGGCAUUGAGUCGUUACUGAAUGUGUUGGAGGUCAUAGCCCCAUUCAAACAUUUCAACAAACUAAGAGAAUUUGUUCAAAUGAAGCUUCCUCCUGGGUUUCCAGUCAAGCUUGACAUCCCUGUGUUCCCCACUAUCACAGCGACGGUCACCUUCCAAGAGUUUCGCUACGAUGACUUUGAGGAGUCCAUCUUCUCCAUCCCAGCGGACUACAAGGAGGACCCCAGUCGCUUCCCUGACCUCUGACCUGGUUGUCAUAGCAAGCAGAGGUGCCCCUGUCCCACCCGCUCGGAAACUGACAAACAACCUCUACCUACCUACGUUAUUAAAAGGAAAAUAACCAACUUAAGUUGAGACAAAAUUAGAAUGUGCAAUUUUAUUGUUUGAUGUCUGUCUGUGUGUUCUGAUGGAAAAAAAGGGAAUUAUCUCUUGGCCCUGAGUGUUCAAUUUGUAGAUAUUUCCUCAUAGCAAACAGGACUCGCAUUGCACCACAACCAUGUUCAUAUGUGUAGCAAUAACAGCACAAGGUCCCCCAAAAAUAUUUGAUAUCUGUUUAACAACUUCAUUAACCUACUACAUGAUCACUGCUCUGAAAAGUUAUGGAAUUGACUGUGACAUCUUCAACGUGCACUUCUCCAGGCUUAGCAAUCACUGCAUCUAGCGUCUGCCCUCUGGAGACCACCCUUUUCUUAUAAACUAAGUGUUCGAAAAAUAGAGAUGUCAUAACUGAGCAUAAGUUUUUCAUAUUUAAAUGUAGAUUAUAUAGGCCUAGUAAAAAGGGGCAACACUGUGUAGCAAUACAUUUUCAGUACAUCAGAAUGUUAUUUUUAAACCUACUGGUUUAAACAGCAUUCUUACACAGAUCAAUACCCAAGCCUUUCGCUCGCUCGCUCUCAGGAUGCAAACACGUGUAUUUUCAGGUUAGCUCAUAUCUAUCUUACCUCCUGGCUAUCACCGUCUGUUUCAAGUGAUCGUGUGACUCUGUUCAAUCCGUAGCGCUGAAGAUCCGCUUUAUAGUGCGAUUGACAAUUAUAGCCAAUUUUCCUGUGGUAGCAGGGACUGCAUUCACGGUAAAUGCUGUGUCGGCUCAAUCGGAAAUUACCUUUACAUUUUAAUGCAGAUCUUCCGUGAUAUGGAUUGAACCCAGCCCUUAAUGUGUCUUGUGUGUGAGAGGACUGUUGUACUGUACUUUAAAGGCGUGUGAGGGAACCCAGAUGAGGUUUCAGGAAAGCUGUUCUAGUUUGAUACUGCACUGACAUUAAGUACAUUUUAUUGCAUGCCGUGUUGACCCAAUUGGAUUACUUAUGUCCUCUUGAGUGUACAUUUCCUACACACUUGUUAUACCUGCUGCCAUCUCUUCAAGUUAUUCAGGAAGACCAACUUCUACCAUAUAAAUAUUGUAACCACACGAAAGCCCUUUGGUCAAAUGCUGACCUGGUGCUUUUACCACAAGAUUAUUUCCUGUCCGUAGUACACUACUACAUUACAUUUCAAUGAGAGUUGGACUAUCAACCUGUAAAAUCCAUAUGGUUUUGGAAAUGAGAUGACCAGCAGUAGGUAACAGUUUGGGUCAUAAGAAUGUGUAUCUGGCUUGAGCCUACUGGUAUUUAGAAAUGUAUUGCAGCUUUUCCCAUUCCUUUAAAUAAAUCACCAGCAUCAUGUCUGCACUGAGGCUGCAUUGUGA